UAAUGAGUAAAGAAAUACAUUCAACAGAGAUCAAAGGGAGAGCAAGUAGAAAACAUUUCCCUAAAUUAGAUUUAAGUGAACUUAAGCCAAAAAUCACAUUUCUUGAUAGUCUAUGUAAAUAUUUCAAAUUCAAAUUAUAGUAAAUAAAAAGUAUCAACUCAAUAAGAAUGUUGAUUAAUAUAGAUUGGGAAAAGUGUAUUUGGAAUCCCAAAAGGAGAGUGUAAUUUUUAGAGUGUUUUAAGAUUCUGAUUUGAAUAUAUCUUCAAUCUUUCAAUAAAAACUUAAUAAAACAACAAUAGAUGAUGAUGCUAUGACUACAUAUUCUUAGAUUUCUUAUGCAAAGAAACAAAAUAAAAAGGAUUUAAUUAGGAGGAUAUAUGAAAAAGAAAAGUGGCCUAAAAGCAAAAAAGAAUGUAUAGAAGAAAUGGAAUAGUCUUUAUUCGGAUCAGAUGAAGAACCUCAAAUCAAUUAUACUUAAUAAUCUAAUCAAGAAAGAAAAUCUGGUCAGUUUAUUUAAUCUUAGUGA
Paramecium pentaurelia is the source of this 526-nucleotide messenger RNA. NCBI's taxonomy places the organism in Eukaryota, Ciliophora, Oligohymenophorea, Peniculida, Parameciidae. The record is from the annotation of a GenBank genome assembly.